CACUGCUAUUACCUGACCCAGACCACGUGAGAAGACCCGGACAUGGGCGGACUUAUCUUUAUGACGCAGCAAAAGAACGACCAAACAGAGAGGAGGCGUCGACGACAGAGUAUCUUUUUGUAAUUUUACAACAUUUUUGAUAUAAAACCAGCGUUACAGAAUUGUUAACUGUGUUAUAUAGUUUUUUAUUUUAUUUUCCACAAUUUAAAAAAAGUAAUCACAACAAAGUUCACAAGAUAUAGGUCUGUUACAAAUGUAAAAACGUCAUUUGAACUCAAACAAUGACUUUAUUGUGUUUCUAUGACCGAUAAAAUACUCAAAGCUCGUCUUAAAGUUCACUUCUAAGCAAAAGUAGGCUACUCGUCAACAUUGAAGAGGUUAUGUAAAAUAAAAACCAGAAGAUAAUGAAGUUGUUCACUUUUAAAACUUACUGAAGUUAUCAAAGCCUGAAUGUCACCAGGACAAAACACAAGUUCUCAACAUCUGCUUCAAGACAGAAACAGGCCUCUACACAAAGUGAGCUCGGACUUAACUUCAGCCUACAAGCAAAAAAUGUUGGUGUUUCAUUUGAUUCAGAUUUUUAUUUUAAAUCUUAAUGUAUGAAAACAGCAUUUUAUCAUCUAAAGAAGAGAUCUGAAGUGAGGCAGUUACUCUCUGAGCAACACAGCGACACUAAUGCACACUUUUAUUGUUAGCAGGCUGGGCAUAUUCUGUAACGUUCUCCUCUCUGGUUUACAUAAAAACGACAUAAAUCAACUUAGAUUUGAUUAAAAAAAAAAAAAAAAAAAAAACAUUUUCACCAAAUAAAUUUAUGAUUCUUCUUUCGUCCUUACUCCAAGACUCUGAAACAGGCAGCUGGAGGAUCUGAGCAGGGCUGCAAAUAUUAAAAAAAAAGUUAAAACUGAUAGCCAAUCUGUUUAAUCUAGAUUUUACAUUAGAAUUUUUUUGUUUCAAUUAUUUGAUAAAGUCGGUUUUAAGGUGGUUUUGUUGGGUUUCUUCAACUCUUGUCAUUUUCAUCAUCUAACUUCUCAUCUUCCCAGCUAUCCUGGUACUUUUCUUUAUAUAUUAUGUUCUUAGCUUUUGUGUGCUUAUGAUCUUUUGUUUUAUGCUUUAACUUAUUUUUAUUUCAUUUCCCGUUUACUGUCUUAAUAACUUAAAAUUCAAAGCUGUUGGUUUGCAUAAGCCUCUGCAAACUUCAGUUUCUUAAUGCAUAGAUGUUCCAAUUUCUGUUUUGUUUUAUUUUGUUAUCAGUCUCAGUAGAAAAAAUCUGAUUGCGUUAUAAAGUGCUGUAUAAUUGAUUGGUUGGCUUAAUGCAAGAAGCACCUAAUGUCAAAUUAACUUAUCCUGGAAGGAACCCAAAGUGUAUUGCAUCAAAUCAUACUAUGAUAGUUUUUGUCAAACUGCAUCUUAUUGUUUUGUCUUGUUGUAGUGAAUUACAUUGUAUGGAAUUAUAUUAUAUGAUGAUGAACCAAAUCACAUUAUAUCUGAUUACAUUGCCUUGUAUUAUAUCAGGUCACAUUUCAUCCUAUUCUGUCCUAUCCAAAACAUAUCUACUGUUGGGUGACAUACCAAAUGUAUUGUAUUCUAUCGUAUGGAAUCCUAUCUUAGUGCAAUGUAUUGUUGUGUAUCAAAUUGUGGUCGUCUUGUACCGUAUUAAAAUAUUUAUCUGAUAAGAUCCAAACUUACUAGAACUUACAGCUGAAAGUCAAAAGAAGAGUUUACGUUAUCAGCUUUUCUAUUGAUAUACUAUCCUUGCUUAUCUUUAGCUGUAGUCCCUGAACAGGUUAAUGACAAAGAAAGAAAUAUGUGAAAUUUAUAAAAACAUUAUAAACAAAGCUUUUGAUGAAGCAGAGCACACUGUUUCAUCACACAUGGUGUUGUAUAAGGAUAAGGAUGCAGUUUACUCCAGGUCACAGAUGAACAUUUUUUCACCAGGAUAACAGAGGUCACUGUCUAAUGGUUUAAGGUUAACUUGUGUUUUAUCACCACAGAACAAAAGGACAGUUUUUCAAGUGCAUGAGAUAACCUAUCAGGAAUAAAUAAAAUACAUUUGUUUCUCUGAGGUCUGAAGGAAAUAUAAAGUAGGCUAAGAGUCUGUUUCAUCUGAUCGGACAAAGAGAAUCGACAAGUCCACGAUGUUCUCUGAUAAAGAGGCCUGAAAGACAUGAAGCAUGUUUGCUUUUUACACCAAAUAGAAGAUCAGUUAAAAGUAUACGGUGCUCUUAUGAAUGCCAUGAUUACAGGAUUAUGACUUUGUUUUUCUAUAGCCUAUCAUAAAUUGAAUGCACAAUUUUAAUUCAUAGAUAUUUCGGAAGAAGCAGAAAGUAAGUGGCCAAUUGUUCUGUAUUUGGUUAAAAACAAAAAUCUUCAUGUGUAUUUUUUAAACUAUUAAAACAGAAGAAUAGCCCUCACGAGUAGCUUAAAUACCAUUGAAACCCUCUGUAGUUUCUCUUAAUUCAACCAUUUUAUAAUCAUUAAAGCCCUGCCUCUAAAAUGAAUCUGCCUUUGAAGGCAGUCCCCUAAAAAAUUGAUGAUAAUGAAUAAGAAUAAAAUAUUUUUACAUAGCCUAGGCACCUUUUGAGACCCUGAAGGUCACCUUGAAAGGCAGGGUUGCAAUGUGAAUAAACAGCAGGCUGUGUAUAUAUAAGGUUGAUAUCAAAAGAAUACAUGUUAUGAGAUUGAAUACGUCAAUCACUAUUUUAAAGUUUUUCAUUUCAUUUGCAUUGUAAAUGCUUAAUAUAACUAAAUAAAUGCUCUAUGCUCAAUGCACGUGUUCUAAAUAUAGACUGUAUAUACUAGAUACAGUCUAAGGUUCUAAACCUUUGCUAUAUCCGCAAUGAAUAUGAGGCUCAGUUUGACAUUUUCUGUAUCAUCUAUUUUAUUUUACUUUUGUACUUUUUUUAAUCUCAUUAAUUGUGUUCAUUGUUUGAUCAAACUCUUUCAACACGUAGCCUAAAUAAUGUAAAGCAUUUUUUUCUUAUUCGUUACCAUAGACUAUCGGGUUGUCAUAGUAACUGGUCACGUGUAGAGAGAAACACAGUUUCCCAGGUGUCAUUGCGGGCAGAUAAACAAAGAUGGCGGAUGGACUCUGUGUUUUAGGACGUGAUGUGAAUCGUGAGCCGAACAGCCGAUGAUCUGAAAGACGAGCUGCCGCACAGCACUGCAGAGGAUUCACCCCGCGGUGCAUCCAGAUCACACCCACCUUCACCCCCUCAGACCCGGACUACCACCUCCCUCCCUCCCCCGCUCUAACCUCCGGACAUCAUGCCGUCCCCCAAAGCGAAGAACCCGGGCCGCGGCGGAGGCAGCCCGGUGCUCGGAGGCUCGAACGGCCGCUACGAGUUCAUGUCACUGACCAAGCCGCUGAGCCGAUCCUCUCCCCCGCCUCUCCUCCUGCAGCGACAGGGCUCCGACCCCACCACCGCCCGCCUACGGGCCUCAGAGAGCCCUACCCGGCGCCGGGGAUCCAGCUCUUCAACGGGCUCCGGACAGGGGUUGUCGGAGGAGGACGGGAUCCGGCUGAACCCGUCCUUCCUGCGGGUCGCGCUCAGCUCGCUGCUCGCCAUCGACCUGUGGAUGUCCAAGCGGCUGGGGGUGUGCGCGUGCGAGGACUCUUCGUGGGGGAGCGUGCGGCCCCUCAUGAAGCUGAUCGAGAUUUCGGGACACGGUAUCCCCUGGCUGGCCGGGACCGGGUACUGUCUGUACAAGAGCGACAGCGCCGCGGGACAGGAGGUCAUGCUCAACCUGCUCAUGGGUAAGAACACCUGCUGCACGUGCGACUCUCUCUCUCUCUCUCUCUCUCUCUCUCUCCCUCUCUCUCUCUCUCUCUCUCUCUCUGUGUGUGUGUGUGUGUGUGUGUGUGUGUGUGUGUGUGUGUGUGUGUGUGUGUGUAGUGGUGGUGGUGGGGGGUCGUCUUGUUCGCCUGGGCCCCACAGAAUUGCAUCCCUGUUCUCGUUUUUCAUCCGCAGACCUCACAGCAGGUAGGCUACCCAAACUCUUCACCUGCCCUGUACCUGUAGAUCUCCUCUGCUCUUUACUUUCAUCUCCAUCCUACUUGCAGGUACCUCCCCUCAUUUCUCACCUGUGUGCCCUCUCCUAUAACCCACCUUUCUUUUUUCCUGAUCUCUUUUCUGUUCUCUUGCUGAGCUUACUAACUCUUUUAAUUUGAAUCUAAAGGUUUUCUGAUAUUAAUUCCUCUUUCUUCAUGUCCCUGUCAGUUUGGUGUGUUGUACCGGGUUAAUUUGGGAUGGUAGUUUACUUUAAGAAACAGAUUUCUAACAGUGCUGCCAAAAUAUAAUUGCCAAACUGAGGAACAACAUUCAACAUCAAACCUGAUCCUGGUUCACAGAAAAAGUCAAAUUCUUUCAAAUCAAUCAUGUUAAAAACAUCCUCCUCUGAUGUACAGUCCACAUCAAUAGUCUGCAGUAGUUGUCGACCAAGUACAAUUGCAGCCAUCCACGGCCAAUGCCAAAACCAAUAAUGAGAGAGCAGGUCAGCUCAUUGGCGAUAUCCAAUGACUGCAUCACUUUCUCCCUUUUUGCUUUUAACAAAAUACAACGAUUUAAAAUUACUCGCAAAUGAGGAACAAGAUUUCUGAAUUUGGGUGAUUAUUUUGUGAGAUGAAUGUAGACAGAAAAUACUUUGGCUCAGUACAGUACUGCAAAAAAGGCCUUGGUGUAAAUGAACUUUGAAUGAUCAGUUAAUACAUUAUUGAUCCACGGAGGGGAAAUUCAGUCACUGCAGCAAACUGAAUGUGCUGCAGGCAAGACGAGUACGUCAGUAAAACGAUAAAUAUAGUAAGAGUAUAAGCAUUUGUUUUUUGUGGGGGGAAAUGGCCGAAGCUUUAAAAAUUAUAAUCAAAAUUUUUGAAAAAAUGUUCUUUUUGAUCAACCAAAUGAUUAAGGCUUGUAGCUCUGAUUUACAGGAUAAUUAUAAGCAGAAACACUGAACAGUGUCUGGUUUGAGGACACUGUUUCUCUGCUUUAUGAAGUGAGGCAUCAAAAACCUUUAUGUCAGUUUGAGCAAUAAUUUUAUUAAAAUAACAUCUCUGUCUACUGUGCUGAACUUUUUUUUCCCUCUCUUACCAAUAUGUUCUGCAGAGACCAGAAACUACAAAAAAUGUGGAUUUAAGAGCUGAAAAACACACAGCUAGAACUCUCAGCUUCCUCUUUAUGAUGCUGAUUAGAUGGACCCAGCUGAAGUUUUCCUGCAGUGGAGAGGGUUUCUUCAGGCCUGCACUGAGAGUAAAAAAGUGCUCCUGAUUUUUACUCCAAACAUCUGUCAGUGAGCAUUAAUAUUAAACAUUAAAGCUCCCUGAGGGUGCACAGUACUGCACGGUGUUAUCCACUGCAGAAAAAUCUGCAUCAGAACUGGUUUAACUGGCUGAAUAAGCUGGUUGUAACGCUCACUGAUGACUGUUCGGGUAAACUGGUUUGAAGAGGAGUCCUGCCUCGCCAUCAUAACAUGAAAAAAACAAGCCUCCUUUUGUGAUUCUGGUUACAUAAAUCCCUCAAAUCAAAAUAACAGCAAGGAGAAAGGAAAAUUCAAUGCCGCCCCCACAGCUGGGGCCAGCAGGUGGAUGCAGAUAUGCAGAUGUAAAUGCAGGCAUGGAUGCUGUGUCUGAACGAAUGAGUAAAGAGCUGCUGCGGAGUUGGGCAGGAGUGACUUUAACAAAGCAGGGAGGAAGAUGGGAAAUUUGACAGCUUAACUAAUGCUUCAGAUUUGGAGGGUGUGUUUGUGAGGUGAGAGUCGAGGACAAAACAUGUCAUGUGUAUGUAGCUCUGACUGUAUUACCUGAAGCUGUAUAUCAGAGUGCUGCUUCACCCCCUUUUGUGAUUACAGCCUAACACAAAAAAACAGUUUUGGUGUCUGUCGCUUGUUUCUCUGUUCAUAACAACAAUAUGAGCUGAAUUUAAGGAGAACUCAUCAUUUAUAUUAGAUUUAGGGUACAGGUGUUGUAAAAUUGAGGGUGUGGCCUAUUUGAGUGAUUGUUAUGUCUCUGUCAGGUGUCACCUCAGUGAAUUCAACACCCUGUACUGAUCCUUGAACUGAUCAAAUCUCCAUUUCUAUCCUGUUAUUUUUAACACUGUAAAACAACAAAUAACAUGUCUUUAUUGUUGGGAUGUUGACAUUUUCAUGAGUAAGCCAUCAGCUGUGACAAAGAUUUGACUUUUCCCCUCAUUUUUAAAUGAUAAACAUGACUCUUUCAUAAAAGGAUUGAACAAUAAGGAAAACACCAACCACAGGGUUGUCUGGCGAUAAGUGAGGAGAGUUUAGAUGUGCAUUGGUGUAUUUUCUUUUCUUCGCUGAAAACUGCCGUGUUUGACAUCUGCCCCCUCACCAUGUGUACAGGCGAACAGAGAAACUGUCUGUUUUUGUUUCUGUAGGGCUGGGCGAUAUUGGAAUAAGUUUAUCACAAUAUUUUUUUUUCUCAUCAGUCUAUCGUUAUACAUCAUGAGAUAAAAAAUGAAAUUGAACAGUGCUUAUUGUUAGCAUGUCUUUCGCAAUAAAAUAAGCUUCUGCAUCUGUGAGGUCUUUGUGUCUUUCUAACGUUUUGUCGUAAGGCGUUGCGCUAGAGAAAGCUGAAGAGUCAGCUGUUUCAGCUGCACAGGCGCCAUGGGCUCUUUGCUCCACUCUGGGUUGGUAACCUUUUGCAUCGUGUGUGCUUGGUUCAGCACGAAGCAGACCUGGAGCAACUUCCCUUUUCAUUGGCUAUUCGUAUAGUCUACCAAAACCUGGCAGAAUGCAGACUAUCAAAAAGGAUAUUGACCAUGUUUUAUAUUGAUAUUGAGGGAAAUUAAUUUUCUACAUAUAUUGUUAUCGUUUUAUCGCCAAGCCCUAUGUUCCUGUAUUGGGGGUUAUCAAGAGGCCUCACUGUUUAGUUUCAGAACCAGUCACAAAACUCCUCACAGGAGCUUUAAUAUCAACCCCCCAGUCAAACAGGAUCUCUGACUGGAAAAGUAAAGAAAAACAGAAACUGAGGGUCAAACCACUUACCGAUUUUAAGUUAGCACAGCCCCUUUCAGCUCAGUCUAUGGUGCACACAUCUGUGUGUCACUGUGUAGGUGUCAAGUCAACCAUCAGAGGACGCCAAAGCACGUGAUGAUUCAGUCAGGUAACUGCAAGUGAGCUGCUGUUUGUCCCUGUGUUGUACUGUCGAGUGGACGUUUAAGUUUUUGUAGAUCUGCAGAUCUACAAAGCAGCAGGAGGUGUAAAUGUUCUCAAAUAAAACAGGCCCACCCGGAGUCUGGAUCCUAGUCUAAGUCCAGAUCUCAGUCUGAGUAUCUGCUGGUUCUGAUGGAUGUUAAAGUAUCCUGCAGCAGAUGAUACCAUGUCUGUCUCACCUCUGUGUCUUAACAUCUUCCCUACUCUUCUUCCUCAGGUCUCAUCCUGGAUCUGGUCUUGGUGGGCGUGGUUAAAGCCGUGGUGCGUCGCCGCCGUCCCUCUCAUAACCGUAUGGACAUGUUCGCCACCUUCUCUGUGGACCGGUACUCCUUCCCAUCCGGCCACGCCACGCGCGCCGCAAUGUGCGGUCGCUUCUUGCUGGCUCACCUAGUGCUAGCUGCCCCACUCAGGGUUCUGGUUCUACUGUGGGCCAGCCUGGUGGGUCUAAGCCGGGUGCUGCUGGGGAGGCACAAUGUGACGGAUGUGAUGUUCGGCUUCUGGAUGGGAUACUGUCAAUACAACCUGGUGGAGAUGAUGUGGCUGUCCCCUCAGACACUGCAAAGCAUGCUGGGACUGGAGGUCUGAGGUUAGGGACUGAGGGAGAUAAAAGGCCGACAUGCCAUCUGUCUUUAGACUGAUACAGAGAUUAUAUAUAUGGUAUGUGUUUAGUAUUUGAGAAGAAAACUUGACUAAAAAGGAGCUUUUCCAUCACACUUCAGUUUUGCUGUUUUAUGACACUUAUUUUUAUUUUUUUGUGCUUCAAAGAUUUUAAACCAGAUUUUAAAUUACCAUAUAUACCCGAAUAUGAGACACGGUUUUUGCUUCUGAAAAACUAGGGAUCGUCUUACAUUUGGGGUGUAGUUAUGACCAGUGCUGGAGCUGUUGUAUACAACACAAUCUUGUUGUGUUUACCAUAUUAGCUCUUCAAAUAAGAACAGUCUGACUUCCUAUUCAUGUUGUAAAAUCCACUCUGGUUGUGAGAUUCCUAGCCUUUCGGUGUUAAACUUGGUGUGUUUCUUCGACUUUCAGGGGCGUUUCUAUCCCUUAUAUCUGAAAGAAGUGUGAUCGUCUUGCUUAUACAGUGUAAUAAUUACUUUUUCUGGGGGUGUUUAAAACGAUGAUUAUUAUUGUUGUUUUUUUUUUUUGAGACAGACAUGGGGUUUGUCAGUCGGUCUGGACAGACCCAAACUCUCUUUGCUGCAGGAGUCUGAAUUUAAAGACUCCAAGAUUUGCCAUCACAGUUCCCUUACAGAGAGGAAAACAUAGAGCUUCAACAGUCACCUGAAUGGGCUACAUUUGUUCAUAGAGUAUAUGAGUGUUAAUAGAUGUCCAAUAUUUAUGGUGUACACCUUUGACUCUGUUGAUUUACACAUCUGUCAGUAUAAACACACAAAAAGGAGCUAAUUAUAGACUAAAAAGCAAGGACAACAGCGAGAAAGCAAACAUUUAAAUAAUGCAGGUGUGUACAGGUGUACAGGAUGGUUUGCAGUAAGAAAAUGAGAUUAUAAUGCAACAAUAACGGGUGCAAACAGUGCUAAGUUAAUAAAGAUAAGGUAGGUUAUAUAAAUGGGGCAAGAUAUGAUUAUAAAAAAAUUCAAUAUUUACACAAUGGGAUCAGGUGUGAUAUACAGGUAGACUGGAUUUAUGAGUUACGGCACAAACAAAAACAAGAUGUAAACAGUUAAUUAAUCCUCCAAACUAAUUGAGGUCACUGAGGCAGACUCCUUUUUGGUGUCAGUAAAUGUGAAAUUAGCUCGAACACUCACUUGAAAUCAGACUGUGCUCUGUUUCUCCUGCAGCCUGCUCUGACUGACACUCCAGUUUAAUCAUUAGAAACAUUCUUAAACAUUGAUCCUGAAUAUGUAACUGCUCACGUCAUCUGAAGCCGUUUUAUAAUUGUUUAUUUAUAAUUGGUUUGGGUGAGCAAGGUAGGGGUUGCAUUGGUUGUGUAAUCCUCAGGUUUUCCAGUCAAAGAUUAUUGAUCAGUGUGCACAAAGUAAAGUUUAAACCAAGUAUGCAUGACAUGAAUACAUCAAGAUACUCUCAGAGUGUUUCCAUGGACCUGAAGGUCUUGGUCAGAGAUUUUUAUGAACUUUAUGACUCUGAAGACUGAAGAUAUGGGGUUUGCUUGCACACAGAGAAACCAAGUUAUUGAUCACCCUGGAUACAUGAUAAAUGGUAGGGGUGUCCCAAUACAACUUUUUUACUUCUGAUACAGUACCGAUAUUGUAGCCUUCAGUAUUGGCUGAUAACAACAUUUAUCUGAUAUUGGCACAAAAUUGUGCACGACAAGUUUUGCACUGAGCUGCAACAUUUUUUUUCGGACUUACACAAAAAAAAUACUGCCACACGGCUGACAUCACUCUUACUCCUUGCUAUUUUGUUAGUACCUUAGGACACACUGUUGUUAUGAUUUUGUGGGCUCUGCAUGUUAGAUCCGGGUGCUGCUAGAUAGAGGUGCCGGAGCAGAGUCUGGAAUGGACUGGUUGAAUUGGAGCGCUGAUAUCGGAGAUUUAAGAAGCAGGCCAAUAUAAUCCGAUAUUCGUUUUUUGCUGAUAUCCAUAUCCGAUAUCAGUAUCAUAGGACAUAUUAGGACAUCCCUAAUAAAUACUAGUAUUCUUGAUUCUUAUUACUGUGUCUUAUUGUACAGAGUUGAACAGGUCAGUGUGUACAUGCUUUUUCCUUGGGAAGUGAUGUUCUAGAUUUAUCCAGAAUAGCAGAAUGUCCAACCCAAAGAGGUGACCCUUGAAUCAGACUAAAUGAUGUAUUUUGAAUGAAGUUGGUGGUAAACUGCACAGAGUCAUACAGAGAAUUUCAGGACAGCUACAGGCUAAAAUGUUAUGAUAUUUUUCAUUUUUAAGGAUUUAUGUGUUCAUGCAAGUUUAUUUAUUCAGCGGGAAACAAUCAAAGAGCUUAACAAAAAAACAUGAAAAAAAUGUAAUACAGAGGUUAAAAAUAAAAUGAAAGAAAUUUUUAAAAUAUAACAAAAGAUGGUAUCUUAAACUAUUAAAAUGAGCCUCUGAAAAUCAAGACAAGAAGAGUAAAACUACAACAUCAAAACCAGAAGGUUCAAAUAUGAUUAAUUGAAGAUAGGAUAGAAAAAAUGCAAAUCUGUAUAUAUAAAGUAAAAAUGGACAUUAAAUUUAAUGGGACUUGUGUAUGGAUGUAUUGUCAGCUAUGCUCCUUUUUUCCAGAAAAUUGUUAAGUAUACUAAAUGAGCAAGAUUUAAGCAUGUCAGGCUGAGGCCUUUAGUUUAGCUAAAGUUCAAAUCUCCAGAAAUUCAUUUUGGAUUCUGAAGGAGUUCAUCUGUGUUAGUGUGUGCUUGUUUGUGUUUGUGUGCUGGUUAUCCUUCACCGCUCAGACAGCCUGUUAGUUAUGGCGUGUUUGGAUUCAAGUUUUCAGAUCCUCACUCGCUAACAUUAAUAUGAAACUCUGAUGACGGCAGCAGUCAGGAUCAUUGUUUUUGUGCCUAUGAGUUUGACCUGUCUAUAGGAGCUCGUCAGGGACACAAAACCUGAAAUGUGUACAUAUUUGAAUCCUUACAAGAGCUGCAAAUGUUAACAAAGAAGUUUCAAAUAUUGUUUCAAAUGCCAACCAUUAGACCAGUCAUUUUUUUAAAGAGACAAAAUGUUUUUUGUUUUUUUUUUGUCUUCCAGCGUCUUAAAUGUGAUUAUUUUCCAAAUUCUUUUUUUUCUUUUAUGAUAGCAAAGUUCAUAUUUCUAGACUAUGGACCAAAACAAGUCAGCGUUUAAACAUAUUAUCCUCUAUUUAUAAUAUUUCAAAGACCAAACAACAAAGUAACAGCAGAGAAAAUAUUUGUCAGAUUAACCAUUAGUGGAAUUAUAAGUAAACGCUGCAGAGCUCUCACUCAUCUGCAAAUCUAUAGGAAUAAAAAGUCUUCAGAAGAGUGAUCAAGUUUCAUCAGAACAAUAAUUCCUCUGAAUUCCAGCUCAGCAUGAAUCAGAAGAUGACAAACACGUCUUCAGCUUUGAUAAGCAGUGAAAUGAAGCAGCUUUUAGAGGCUGUUUCCCCAGUUUAAGUCCUGUUUUUGUUUUUUUGUUUUUAUCAGAAUAGGAUGAAAUUGUUGUUGAUUGUGCAGCAAGCAUGCACCUGUGUUAGCAGAGAACGGCAUUUUAUUUGAAAAAAAAAAAAAAAAAAAAAAAACAUACACACAGAGGUCGUAAUGAAGUGAAGUGUGAGUGUGGAUGCACCUGGUCCUGCUCACAGGUGUCCUCCUGCAGGAUAAAAACUAUUUCAAAUGUUUUGUAAGAGUUGGCUCAUGCUGUACCUUGACACUCACGCUGUAAGUUUGCACUGCCAGAAACACAAACCUGCUCGUCUGUUUUAUUGUUUCUAUUGAUUAGAAAUAUUAUAUGAUGUAUAAUAAUGAUUCUUGUGUAAAUGUGAGUGUGAACGUUUUUUUCAGAGACAGGACGUUUUAGCUUUUGCACUUUUAGUUUUAACAAAUUUCCAAGACUGUGAAUCACUGAGUAGAUCAGAUUUGUGAACUCUCGUGGUUUCACAGACUGACGUCUAUCUCGACUGUUUGAUGGACCUUAAAGCUGCUGCGUCAUCUCUCAGCAAUAAUUUCCCAUUGUAGCUUGCAGAUUUUUUUAUUCUUACUUAAUAAUCUGAACAUGCUGGAUGAGGAACUUUGUGACCAAAUGAUUUUAAUGAUUGAUUUUAGUGCUGUUGUACAUGCUGAGGAGAGAGAACAUGAAUAUCAUUGAUUGCAGGAUGGGUUUUGCACAUUCCAAAUAACACAAUGAUGCUCUUGAUCAGUUUCUGUCUCGUCCAUCUUUUCACAUGAUGCUGAAAUAUUCCUCUGCCCUCAGCUCUGCCUGCUUAAUACUCUAAAUAAUAGGGUGUGUUACUCAUCCUGUAUUCUUAACUCUGCCUGCAUGGUCAUGUGAAUACACUGUGUUUAUGCUGAAUGUGUUGAUCAAUAUUACCUAAUGAUAAGACUGUGGAGGUUUUUAAAUAAACAGGGAACAAUGUGCAA
Molecule: messenger RNA, 12166 nt
Organism: Xyrichtys novacula (pearly razorfish)
Lineage: Eukaryota; Metazoa; Chordata; Actinopteri; Labriformes; Labridae
Source: the annotation of a GenBank genome assembly